AUGGAAAUCACCAGCGACAGCAUAAAAAAUCAAGCAUGGCAUUUGAAAAGCAGAAAUAACAGCACAGUAGAAAAACAGUCAAUGUCAAAUGCAGUGUACUACUCCUCAGUGGUAGCUUCCAUGUCGUCCAUGCUUUUUGGAGUGUCGUUGACAAUAAUGGGCUCAAUGCAUUCCAGAGUCAUGUCGGUGUGGAGCUCUACAAUGAACGAUGCAGAAAUGGAUACAAGGUGGGGACAUACUUCUGGCGCCAUCUUCCUUGGAUGUCUUGUUUCGAACAUUGCAAUAAACAUGUACAAGCCAAACUUCAAGAUGACGCUGAGGAUGAACAACUUCCUAUAUGCACUCGGAUACUUGAGCUUUCUUAUAUCUCAGAGCUUUGUGUUAGUGUUUUUUGGACGCUUUAUACUAGGGCUUGCAUCUGGAAUAGCAUGUGCCGUAGUCUCACCUUACAUCUCAAUGAUAGCACCUGAAAAAAACAGAGGGUUUCUACUGUCUUUCCAUUCACUUGGGAUCAUUGUGGGAAUAACACUUGGAAAUGUCCUUGCAUGCAUAAAUGGAAUGCGUACAUGGUGGAUUCCCAGCUGCAUAGCCAUCAUAAUUGCCUCACUGAACUUCAUUGUGCUCAAUGGUGUACGAGAUCCGCGCUUAAGCAGAAGCGAGGCUUCAAAGUCCGUAAUAGAUCUCCUUGAGAAGAGAUGUGCAAAGAGAUCAAUAUUUCUUGCAGUCCUUGUGCAUAUAUCACAACAUCUCAGCGGGGUGGACUACAUAACACUCUUCCUCAGAGACUUGUUUUCAAACGGCAAGUACAUGUAUUCAGCAGACACCAUGACAAUUCUUGCCUCGCUCUUUUCUGUGUUCACCACAAUCAUAUUCGCAAACUACGUGGACAAAGUUGGAAGAAAGCCAAUGAUCAUAAUCAGUUCAAUGGUAAUAAGCAUAUCGACAACAAUGCUGACAAUGAACAUGUAUCCGGCAAUAGCAGCACUUUUAUUCAUGUUGGGAUACAACCUUGGAUUGAGCUCAAUCCCAUGGUUCAUAACCGCUGAAAUAUUCCCGUUGAGUUACUCAAGCCCUGCAGGUCUACUGGCUGUGUCUUUGAAUUGGAUCUCUGCAUAUGGAAUCCUUGCAAUCUUCUAUCCACUGCAUAAGGCACAUGGAAACAUUGUGUUUUCGUUCUACACUGUAUGCAUGCUGGUGUUCAUUGGAUUGAUAAUUUGCUUCUUUAAAGAAACAAGGAAUAGAACACCUGGCUUCCAAUAA
This is a messenger RNA of Ordospora colligata OC4, 1260 nucleotides long. Its product is annotated as putative glucose transporter. Bases 1 to 1260 code for a protein of 419 amino acids. Gene Ontology annotation, biological process: monosaccharide transmembrane transport. The record is from RefSeq and is a predicted model, not a curated record. Gene Ontology annotation, molecular function: hexose transmembrane transporter activity. The transcript has a single exon. Lineage: Eukaryota; Fungi; Microsporidia; Ordosporidae. Gene Ontology annotation, cellular component: membrane.